This is a messenger RNA of Papaver somniferum (opium poppy), 984 nucleotides long. RefSeq lists its product as uncharacterized. The transcript has 2 exons. Bases 1 to 984 code for a protein of 327 amino acids. The record is from RefSeq and is a predicted model, not a curated record. Lineage: Eukaryota; Viridiplantae; Streptophyta; Magnoliopsida; Ranunculales; Papaveraceae.
AUGGAAUCUUACCCAGUUGCAGUAUCUGAUUCGAAAGGUGGAAAUACAAGUUUACUUCCGAGGCUCACAAAUGCUGUUGCGAGUACAUCGGAGGGUAAUCAAGGAAGGAAUAAUGCGGAGAUGGAACAAAAUUUGGUGUCUAUGGGCAGUGCAGGUCCAGCAGAGUUUGAUAAGGAGUACAGAGACAAGCAACUUCAAAACCGUGGGGGCAAAGAGCCACCACCAGGGAGGAUGAGUAAAGAAUUUUGUGUCUAUCAUAGGUUCCACGGUCACACAACAAGCAAAUGUAGAAAUGUGAGGAAGAUUAUAUUGCGAAUGAUUGAGCAAGGAAAGUUGGACCAUUUCUUACUAAAACAGCCAAGGAAUUUACCACUACCACCACCUCAAGGAAAUACAUAUGCAAAUGAAAAGGACGGGAGUACAUUUGUUAUUGAAGUGGGCGCGAAGGAAAAUAAUUUAUAUUGUAACUCGAUCAUACAUUCGUUCAAAAACAUAGAAGAUUUUCAUGAUAAUGUCUUAAGUCGAGUAUAUGCAAGAGAUGCUGAAGGAAGGGAAAUUCUUAACUUGGCAAAAGUAUCACUCUUGAAAGAAUGGAAAAAGCAGAAGAUCUCGUUCAGCGCAGAUGAAACACCAGGAGGAGGAGAACUACAUGAAUGUCCAUUGGUGGUGCGAUUGGGAAUUAAUCCGAAGCCGUUAGAAGAAGAUGAGGAAGAAAAUGAGAAAAACACCUGGGCGAUAAAUAGGAUACUUAUAGAUACUGGAAGUUCUGUAGAUAUUGUGUUUUAUCAUACAUAUAAAACAAUGGGUGGAAGAGAUGAUGAGUUGAUCCCUUCAACAUACAAAAUCUAUGGCUUUAAUAGUUCUGCGAAUAAACCAAAAGGGGAGGUGACUAUGCGAAUUCUUGUACAAAAUUUACCAACAGAUAUUACAUUCUGCGUAGUGGAUGUUGAGCCGCCCUAUAAUGCUCUCAUUGGAAGGCCAUAG